AUGAGUUCAGUUCCGAAAGUGGAAAGUUUUAACAUUGUUCCCUCUGUGAUGGAGAGAAAGCUAGGACUGUCAAAUAUGGGUAGCCCGCUUGAGCAGCAUGGCCCAUCAAUAAGAAGAAAAAUUGGUGGUGAAACAGUAGCAGUGGUAGUGAGGAAUAGCUGUAACGAUUACACAGUAGGAGUGAAAGGUGGUGAGAUUGAUCGUAAAAUUAGGCAUGUCUCGUCAAUAGGGAAGUUUCGAUGUUUUUCUGUUCUGGAGUACAUAUGUGGCUUAUUGUCGGUGGCAGAAGGACUAAAGCUUAAACGGGAUGACAUUACAAGAGCUAAAGUCCAAACUACUAAGUUUAGAGACUAA
Molecule: messenger RNA, 354 nt
Organism: Sphenostylis stenocarpa
Lineage: Eukaryota; Viridiplantae; Streptophyta; Magnoliopsida; Fabales; Fabaceae
Source: the annotation of a GenBank genome assembly